Messenger RNA from Mercenaria mercenaria, 3218 nucleotides. Its product is annotated as glycoprotein-N-acetylgalactosamine 3-beta-galactosyltransferase 1-like. NCBI's taxonomy places the organism in Eukaryota, Metazoa, Mollusca, Bivalvia, Venerida, Veneridae. The transcript is spliced from 3 exons. Gene Ontology annotation, molecular function: N-acetylgalactosaminide beta-1,3-galactosyltransferase activity. The record is from RefSeq and is a predicted model, not a curated record. The coding region runs from base 539 to 979 and encodes 146 amino acids. Gene Ontology annotation, cellular component: membrane.
AGCGUACACACAGUGGUGUCAAAUGUACAAACUGGUGCCGCGGUCUUUCCAUUUCGGGGACGCACACCUAACGAAUAGCACGACAUCAGUAUAUAAUAAUAAUUUUCUGUUGUAAAUACGCGCUAUGAAUUUAGUGAGUCGCGAAUCACAGCUCAAGCUAAACGUGUACCAUCGGUCACGUUUCAAUAAUUAAACAGCUUACAUAACGGACCGUAUUUGAUAAAAAAUGAAACGUGAAUAUCAAAACAUUUUAUUACGAACUGCAAAAUAAAAUUAUUUCAAUGUACGGAUAAAGUUCUUUAGUGUAUAUCUUCUGAAUCAUGUACUUUUACUCAUUUUAGUGUUGUUUUUUUCUGUGCCAUUCAGAUCAGGGGCAUGAGGGCUUUUGCCAAUUUUAUAACUUAUACUGAUCAGACUAAAAAGCGCUAGUUUUCUAGUAUUUUGCCUAGCUGCCGUCAAUGCUUUCUAUGGAUAUUUUGAUAGAUUCUAAUCUUUCGUGUUUGUACAUUAGAUUGCUUGACUGAUUCAUUUGCUAUUUAUGAAUUUCAGGAAAAGGCUACUAUCAUUGAAACCAUCAUUGAAAUGCUCUAAUAACAGUAAAAGUAUUAUUCGUGUACUCUGCCUCAUCCUAGCAUCAGCAUAUGAAAGCAAGCAGAUGGCAGCAAUAGAAAACACGUGGGCACGACGUUGUGAUAAGCACUUUUUCACCAAUGGGCAGACGAACAAUCCACAAAUAGCUGAAAUAAUUUUAAAUGUUCCGGUUCCAGAGGAGAGACGUCACCUGACAAUGAAGAUGCGUCAUGCAUUUAAAUAUGUGUAUAGAGCAUAUAAAGCCAGUUUUGAUUGGAUAUUAAAAUGCGAUACUGACACCUAUGUUAUUAUGGAAAAUCUUCAACCAUAUUACUCGAACAAAAAACGGGAGAAAAAUGAUAAUGUCUACCUGUUCAUCUUGUGGAGAAAUGAAAUCAAAGUUUGUUAAAAGUACAGGAGGUAAUUUAGAUAUUCAUAAAGCAAUGUUAUCUUUAUUACCUAAGAAAGGUUUAACACUUCCAGGAUAUAACUAUUGUGGACCAGGAAAUCCUUUAGAUAAUGGACCUAUUGUUAAUGAACUGGACGCAGUAUGCAUGGACAUUGCUACGACAGUGAUGUAAAAAAAAGGUAUAUGUGACAAGCAAAUGCUUUCCAACUUAAAUAACACUCAAUCAAAAACAUUUAGAGAAAAGAUUGCAAAACAUUUAGUUGUAAAACCAGCAAUUAAAACGAAAUGCAAACUUGGACUUGGACGUAGGUCCUCGGGAGCUGGAAGCUCACUCGGAAAAAAGUCUAAAAACGAGAAAAGGGGGUAGAGUAUUUACUUGGACGUAAGUCCUUGAAAGCUAAAAGCUCACUCAAAAAGACCCUCGAAAUAUCAUGGAGUGACGAAUUAGCAGAAGAAUUACAUAAACCAAUUAAACGAAAAAUUUUGAAACAAAGAGUGAUAGUUAGUGAUAUUGAUGAUACUUGGUCUGCUGAUUUAGUUGAUAUGCAAGCUUUUUCAAAAUAUAAUAAAGGUGUAAAGUAUUAAUUAACCGUUAUUGAUAUAUUUAGCAAAUAUGCUUGGGUUAUUCAUUUAAAAAAUAAAACUGGAGAAUCUGUUACUGAAGCAUCUGAAGCAAAUAGUUUUUGGAGCUUCAGCUCAUGAUGAGCUUCACGCUCGGCCUUAAGGUAGAACACCUACAAAUUUAUGGGUAGAUGAAGGAAAAGAAUUUUAUAAUAAAUAGUUUGAAUCAUUUUUGAAUAAAAAUAAGAUUAACAUGUAUCAUACAUUUAAUGAAGGAAAAGCUGUAGUAAUCGACAGAUUUAAUAGAAGUUUAAAAAGAAUUAUGUGGAAAUAUUUUACAGCAAAUAAUACUUACACUUAUUUAGAUAAUUUGCAGGAAAUGGUUGAUAAAUAUAACAAAACAAAACAUUCUAGUAUAAAAAUGACACCAACUGAAGCCAGUAAAAACUUAAAUAAAGGUACUGUUUACUUUAAUUUAUAUGGUUAUUUAAAGAUACCAAAGAGUAAACCAAAGUUUAAAAUUGGUGAUCGGGUUCGCUUAAGCAAUUUUAAACGACAUUUUGAAAAAGGAUAUACACCAAACUGGACAGAGGAAAUAUUUAUUAUUUAUGGAAUUAAUAAUACAAAGGACAUAUACUAUUAAAGAUUUGAAUAAUGAAAUAAUUCAAGGUUCAUUUUAUGAGCAAGAAUUUUUACCUACUAAACAAGAGGAUUUUGGAAUAGAAAAAGUUAUUAGACGAGACUAUAAGAAAAAACAAGCUUUAGUAAAUUGGAAAAGUUAUAGUGAAAAAUUUAAUAGCUGGAUUCCGUUUAGUGAAUUGGAAAAAAUGUAAUAUUUAAAUUAAAUUUAAAAAAUAUAUUAUAUAAAUGAGAAAUAAAAAUUUAGUUUCUAAUGGAAUAGAAAUAGAAACAAUAGAUCAAUUAAUAGAUCACUUAACUAAACUUGCUGCUGCUUACAGAAAAAGUUACAAGUUUUGUGGAAGAGUACAUACAGGAUUACAAAUUACAGCAGGUAUCUUUGGUUGCUCGACUGCAUUAGUACUUGUUCCUGCUAUUCCUAUAUUUGUGGCAUUUGCUGGCGCUGUUCCAUCAGUAAUUACUAUAUUUAUUUUAAGUCUAAAAGUUGAAGACAAAAAAGCUAUUUUAAAAUUACAUCACAAAAAAAUAAAACAACUAAUAACAAAGCACGAAUUGGAAAAUUAGAUAAAGAAGAUGAGAAAAAAGUUAUUCAGGAUAUUUUUACAAUACUGUUAGAAAUGCAGAAAGAAAAAACUAUUCAACGCCUCUUGAAAUGACAAAUGAAAGAUAGAAAUUCAUAUAAAAAGUACUAAAAAGAAGAAACGUUAUUAAAUCAAUACUUGAUCAAAUAGUUAGCGAUGAUUAUAAAAGACAUUUGAUUGAUAAAUUACAAAAUGUUAUAGAUCCUUAUCUUUUAAAAAAGAAUAUAAAUUUAUUUGAAUGGGAUUGUGGUUGUUUAUUAACAGAAGAGCAAAAUAAUGUAAGAUUAUGUGAUUGCCCCAGACCAAAUAAUAAUCGAAACAACCCUAAAAGAGUUAUUGCAACCGAUUGUGACACUAAUGAAGAAAAAAUAUAUAGAAGCACUUACGCAGCAUCUAAAGACCUUGAUAUUAAUUCUGGAUUAAUAAAAAUGUGCUGUGAAGGGAAGAAUCGAGUAAAA